Molecule: messenger RNA, 5177 nt
Organism: Porites lobata
Lineage: Eukaryota; Metazoa; Cnidaria; Anthozoa; Scleractinia; Poritidae
Source: the annotation of a GenBank genome assembly
AUGAGUCAACGAGCAGAAGACAGUGAAAAUCUCUCACCAAAAGCGGCAGCUUUCUCUAUCGCCAGCCUACUGACAAAGGAUCUUCAAGGAAAUUCCAACGCUAGUAAAACAAGAGAGAUGAAUCCGCCCUUGACAGUUUACACAGAAAGAGAGAAUUGUUGGACCGGAAACAAAAAUGACCUGUCUGCACACAAGGCGAUGAGCUGUGCUCCCACCAAGGAAGAAUGCGAGAGCUAUUCCAUCCAGAGCAUUUUAAACGGAGAAUACCCCAGAGGCGAUAAAUACGCUGACGGCAAUGUCAAACGAGAAAUGGAAAAAAAUGGUUCAAACAGCGAUCCUCUGCAUCAGUUAGCAGCCUGUUGCGAUCUGGUUAGAACUAUAGACACUUUGAAAGACCCAACUUCACUGUUAUCGCCGCAAAUGAGAAUUUUGGAUGUCCAACGCGAAGUACAAGUUGCAAUGCAGCAAAGUGAUCUUUGGUGGAAAUUUUACGCCUGCGGCACAGAAAUGGUCAUCACUCGCACUGGAAGGUGAGAAAAUUUAUCAUUUAAUGUGUUGUAUUGAAAUUGCUUUAUUUAGUAACAGAUCAUGUUUCGCUACAGCGUAAAGGCAAAAAGUUUUAAGUAUGACUUUUAAAAAAGUCACUUCAAAUGUUUAUGUACCACUUGACAUAAAAACAAGAUUCUUUAUUACAUAUUGCUUGAGACAACCUUGAAAAUUACCCAAAUUAUUGGAAAUGAAAAGUUAUUAAAUAACUAAGGAAUUCCGCCACAUUUUACAAAAUUUCACACCUUCGAAAAUGGCUACGUGUUAAGAUUUGUUUUAAAACAGCCCGUAGUAUCCUUUCUUGUCAGUUCAACUUGCGUUGCUUUUGAAAAGCAAAAUAAGAAAGAUUGCGAGCGGACUUAAACAUCGGUGGUUUUGGUGUAAAUUCCCUAACCGCUCGCGUGAAACAACUUGCUACCUUGAGUUAACAAACUUUACCGGAACUCCAAUACUAAGAAACUUCUCCCCACAAUAUAAAGAAACGAUCUUUCUCCCAUUCAAAUCCAGAGCUGUCACAAUUGUCGUCUUUCAAACACAAACUAAAACUAACUCACCAGAGGAAUAAUUCUUUUCGCAUUUAAUUCAGCCAACGAUUAUUUUCGCUGCGGGCAGCUCGGUUUUCUUAAUUCGUGUUUCGAUAAUUGCACAAAACAUCCGACCCGGCUAAUCCCUCGCCAGAAGUAUGAAAAAUAAUAUAUCUGUUUAGCUCCUAAGUUAUUAUCUGUCAUUUCUUUUUUGCACUCCGCAUAUUUACCAUUUCGUGACGUCAUGUUAAAAGAUAUUUUUCGUAUUCACCCGGGUUUCCGAAAGUGAAGAAUGGGGUCGCGUGCCACUGAAGUUUUAUGUUCUGUUCUAUGAUACUCCCAUGUGUAACAAACAAAGCAAAUCUCUUUUUGCUUUCCUUUAAACUGUUGAUUUGCUCUCUCCGCAUGUGCCUUUGAUACAAGUCAAUUUGUUCAUCACGAUUCAAUUGUGUUUAGGCGUGGGGAUGAAAUUUAGACCAGCAAAUAGUACGUUUAUUGUGCGCAAUUAAGUCUUUUCAACUACUGAGUGUGUGAGAAACUUUUUAACUCUUGCAUGGUAAAAUGUUGUCUAUAACUAUGCAAUUGAAGGAAUCCUUGAACGUGAAUUUAGUGCGUCAAUGCAUAAAUAACAUUUGCACUUUAUCAAUACUAAAUGAUUCUGUUUUCAAAAACCAAAGAAGCGUUUAUUAACAAUAUUCUUUCAAACUAUGUUUUGUGUUUAGUGUCAGAUAAGGCUUUUAGUAGAGCAACACAAAAUACUGUAUCAUUAAUCCACUUUAAACUUUCUUAAUCGAGCCUCAGCGUUUUCAAACUGGCUAAGCUGAAGACUUAAGGGUCAUCUCUAAUACCUGCAAUGGAAGCUUUUAAAGAUCGAGAUAGCUAUUAUCACUUCCAGGUGUAGUGUUAUUAAAAUUCAGGCUAGUGACUUUUAAUAUGCAAAAAAAUCCCCAGAUAUAAUGAAGAUAAGUAUUAUUCACAUGUGGGCACAAAGAGGUUUUUGAUCGCUUAUCUUUCCAAGCACUGAAAAUGUCCUAAAAGUAAUUUAAUUGUGUGUCCUCCUUGAUCAAUCACGCUUACACAAAAGUUUUAGAUAAUCCCUAAGACCGAUACAACAAACAUAAUGCCCCGAGGGAUGGAAAGAUUUCAAGUAUAGAGCUCUAUGCCUGGUUUAUUAGAUUAUUAGAUUGUUUUUGUUUGGGUAUAGGAAAAGAGCUCUUGCUUAGACUGGGGGUAUUUGUUAGUGCUUGUAAGGGAUUUAGAAGGAGCUUAAAAAGAUGUGGUGGAUUCUCUUCGCUGGCGAGAGUUUUAUUGGCAGAUAAAACUUUAUUUAUAAAUGAGAACGGCAUGUUUUUCUUGUUGGCUAAUACAGAACUGGAUAUUUUCUAGUACCGUUAACAGCUAUAACACCAUGGCCAGCAACACAGAGCGGGGAUGUUUCUUUCAGCUUCUUCGUUUUGAAAAGCCAGUGUUUUUUUGAUGAAAAGCUCUGCUGUUCAUAUCCUCACUCUGCUAUAAAAUUCGUCGCAGCGAAGGAGGAGAAAAAGCGCAGAUAGCAACAAAACCACAAAGGCAGAUAGGCAUAUGGAGCCAGUAAAGUAAACAACCACUUAAGGAUUUAGCGCAGAUUGUGUUUAGCACGUGCCCCGCUUUUUAUGGGUGUGUCUCAUUGUUUGUGACUCUUAAAAUAAUGCACGAUGUUUUUUCCUUCCGCUAAUGAGAGGAGAGAUCAUUUGAAACAGAUGACAUUAGGCACCUAGCAUGUGCCCCGCAGAUUACUUUCAGUUCAAACCUCUGAGUUUUGCAUUCUCUGUAAUUCAAACCCGGAAUCGUUUAAGCCCUACUACGGGUCACGCAUAAAUAACCAAAGGACUGGGGUGCUUACCCCUUCAAAGAAAAGUCGCAACAGCUUCUUAAGUCCACUCACAUUGAACAGCUUCUAACAGCUCGUAGUGCCCAGACAAUGACAGAAAACUUUCAUCACGAAAGCGCAUGUGAAGAGAUCUUUCACCUGCUACUGAUGUAGCUAUUGCGGUGAGUACAGUCUAAAUGAUUAUUAAGCAGCAAUCCUAGCCGGGGUACCUGACACUUUAUCUAUUUACUUUAACUUAUCUGAUGCUAAAAUGAUUGAUUUCUUGCAGGAGAAUGUUCCCAACUCUUGCUCUGUCCUUCCUUGGCAUGGACCCGAGACGAUACUACUCCGUACAUGUCGAUAUCGUUCCCGUCGACGGCUACGCUUACACCUUUGUCAACAAUAUAUGGCAAGUGAACGGAAUGGCCAGCGAAAUGCACGCGUUGCCGUACAUACAGUCCUACCAAGCGGAUGAGGUGGCGCAUACUGGCCUGUACUGGAUGAAAAACGGCGUCGACUUUAAGAAGGUUCGACUCACAAACCGAAGAGUUGGUCCAUUCAAAGAUGGCGAGGUAAUGCAAUUUCGUAAUUACAUCCGAAAAGGAUACUAUACUUAAAGAAAGUUCAAGUUUUAAUUAAUCUCGAACGGAAUCUUUUGUAUUUCGAUAUUUCCAACUUAUUUUAAAAUUCACGUGGUUUUCGUAUCUGAAACUGAAGAUAAAAAUGGCGUUUUUAUGAACGCUUCGCCCCGUUUUCAUCAAAGACGAAAACACAAAGAAUGACGGGAACGAAUUUCAGUACGCAUGUGUUGUGAAAAGCCGAAAUAUCAGAGAAACUAAACGCACUAAAAUACUCUAACAUUUUUAGCUGUUUUCAUCUACAUAAACCAACAUAUCGAGUCGAUCAAAGGUUUCUCAGUUACUGUGGCAUAAAUUCUCGGUCUACAUAAAGCCGCAGGAGAUGUCAUGGGGUAUUAAGAGACUUUUUUGCCAUAGCGAAUUGGCAAAUUUUGUAAUUUUCCAAUUGACCGAGCUCAUUACUUAUUCAUAAAUCGCUCUCUUUGUCUCUGGUCCGCGACCUCGUGUUUAAUUUUGAGUUGUUCGUAUUUUGUUACAAUUUUAUGAACGAUUUAAGAUAUUACUUAGCCAACGUAAGCCGUCGAUUAGGAUAAAAGGUUUUAAAGAGAUAUUCAAUAAAUCAAAAGAAAGCAAACGUGAUACUAAACUGGAAAACCUCAAAUUAUAAACUUUGUUCAUGAAGAAACUAACAAUGCAAAUUUGCGAAAGCGACUCACGGCUCGCCAAAACGAACUACGAAGGGAAAUAAUCUAAUCUGAAGUAAACUGUUUUGGUGAAUUUACACUAAAAGGAAAAGUUUUUAUGUGCCCGCCAGAACUUAUAUAUUAUAUAUCUAUUCAUUUUUUUAGUACGAGACGAAAGCUUCAUCUAUUAUUUUAUGUACUUGUCCGGGGUGUUCGCAUAUCACUGCAAUCAGAAUUACUAUUUUAAAAGGGGUUCGAAACCAAAUAAUAAACGUUUUGAACGCUUUUAAUCUUAAUGUGUAUUUUAAUUACGAUUGACAGCUUCACCUUAGUCCAAACAGAAAAUACCAACCGAGGAUUCACGUUGUAGAGGAAACUGAAGAAGGCGCAAAGGUUUCCUGCUCAACAUACGUGUUUCCCGAAACAACAUUCAUUGCUGUAACAACGUAUCAAAACGAAGAGGUAUGAAUUCUAUAAAACUGUGUCCAUUUUUAAGACCAGCAUUAAACUUUAAAUAUUCACUUUUAUUUCCAGAGUAAUUUAAUCAACUAAUAUUCUUCAAUUUUAGAGUUCCCUGAGCUUAACGUUUAAAGCUUUCUUACGUUUACUUGAACUGAUGCUACAAAGUAACCAACUAUAAUUAUCUAUUUGCGAAUGAGAACUGGUCCCUGAAAAGAGUCUUUAUGAUUUUAGAUCAACAUGAUAUAACAACAAUAGGUGGCUACUUUUGACGAAGUAUUUUAGUAGAGAAAUAAAGCAUAGGUAUCUAUGGAAUGGAUAAAAAUGUCAAAUUAGAAAUAGUUCAAUUUUUUUCCUUAAAGAUCCAUGCAGUUUUCUACAAAACUGAUCCUUAUUUGACACACUUAAGAUUGUUUGUUUGUUGUUUUUUCAGUUGAUUCAGAUGAAAAUUGACCAUAAUCCUUUUGCUAAAGGAUUUCGCGACAAAGGAUCUAGGUACGUAAACAUUAAAUUUUUUAUGAUUUUUUUUCAAAGAUAA